This is a messenger RNA of Drechmeria coniospora, 819 nucleotides long. RefSeq lists its product as uncharacterized. Lineage: Eukaryota; Fungi; Ascomycota; Sordariomycetes; Hypocreales; Ophiocordycipitaceae. The record is from RefSeq and is a predicted model, not a curated record. The transcript has 2 exons. Gene Ontology annotation, molecular function: metallopeptidase activity. The coding region runs from base 1 to 819 and encodes 272 amino acids.
AUGGGCUCAAGCACGAUGCCACAAUCAACGCCGGAUGAAGUACUGUUCGUAAAGGACGGCUGCAUCAUCUUGACGAGCGUCCUGGACGACGAACAUUCAGUCACGACCCAUGAGAUUGGCCACUGGAACGGCUUGAUGCACACUUUUGAGAGGGGGGUAUUUGGCCUUGAUCCGUGCGACCCGAACGGGGGUGACUUUGUUUCCGACACGCCUCCGCAGAGGGAACCAACUGUUGGAUGCCCGGUGCAACCUCGUCACUCAUGCAGCCUGCAGUUUACCGAUCCUAUUCACAACUUCAUGGACUAUUCCAGCUUCCCAUGCCCGACGGAGUUUACGAUUGGUCAAGUCAACCGCAUGAAGAGCCAUUGGACGACGUUCCGAGCCGGGAAGCAGGGUAGUGUCGACGGUGCUCGAGCCCCUGAUGGCGUUGCAAGUGGCCCCAAAGGCAAACCCCGUCCGAAUGAUGGCCAUCCUUCGGGCGGCAUGCCCGGUCUUGACGGCAACCGUCCCGCUGGUGGGAGCCCCCCUCCUCCCGGUGAAUCUCCAAAAGGUUGCCUGUGUCCAUGCAGCUGUCCCACCAUGCCCGGCUUCGAUCCUCCCCCCUACGUCCCCGGCGCGGCCGGAAUCCCAGGACUUGCCGCUGGGUUUCCGGGCAGUUUUGAUGCGAGCUCGGGUGUGAAUGGCCUCGAUGGGGCACGCGGCCUUGCCGGCGGCCUUGGGCCCGGACAAAUCUUGGCUCAAACACCUUCGUUUGAUCCAAGCAGCCCAAUCUCCGGCGGACCAGGUCCAGCUCCCCGGGACGAAGCAUUGCCGGCGUGA